AUGCCAGGUCAGGACAGCGGCUCCUGCAGCGCCUGCGGGCCCGACGAUGUGACUUCCGACGGCUCGUGCUUCAAAGCCCCGAGCGGCAGCCACAACUGCGACAUCACGCUGGAUGCGGGCGACUUCUACUCCUGCAAGUUCAGUGGCUGGGGCUCGGACAGCCAGAGAUGCUUCGCGGCGCCGCCGGCCAACUACUGCGUGAAGCGGGUAUGCACGUAUCAGGGCGGCACCAAAAGCUGCAGCGCUUUUGUGCCGGCGACCAACGCGCCCUUCUGCAUCGGGGACCCGUCGCUGCCAGCCAUCGACCACGCGGUGAUUAUGUACACCUGCUGCGACCACAACCUGCUGAGCUUCACGGGCUUUUGCGGUGGACCUACGACUCCGUGCGUGGUGCGCGCUUCUGGGCGAGGCGUUUGUCCGACUCCUCAAACUGAUGAGUACUUGGUGGGAGCCGAGAACCUUGCCGGCACCUCCUGGAGUUUGCCCAAGGCGGUGACCUGUUCCAGCAUCCCCACGCCAAGUGAACCCGCCAAAUACGAGAUCCCCUCCAGCUGCACGGCGCUGGUGUCGGGGGCCUCCUGCGAAGUCAGCUGCGGCAACGGCUACGCCAAAGAAGGGUCGGGCGGCACAUUCACUUGCCAGAACGGCCUCUCUGAGUCGCCCAGCGGGGAGCUGCCGAACUGCGUGGCACUGCCGAGUGGCAUCCACGUGGUGCAGGCGCCACUCGCGUCCACGACUACGACCACCACCACCAGCCUCCCCACCCGCUGCGCAGUGUGUUCCACCAUUGGCGAUUGGCAGGACUCGCGCUACGCCUCGUGCCGUGCUUGGGGGGACCCUCACAUCACGGAGAGUUGGCGCAGCAACGCGCCGCAGCGCUUCGACCACCAAGGUACUGGGGUGUACAAGUGGGCCACCAGCAACCACUGCGGCGGCGAUUUCGAGCUGCAGACCUUUCAAUGCCAGUACCGUGGUGGCCGCAACGCAGUGAUCACCGCCGUGGCAGCGCGGCUCAACGGCGGGGACCGCGUCUUCGUGAGCGAGCGGACGGUGACCCACAGCGGGGACCCGGCCGUGGAUCCCAGUGACGCGAUUCACGUGGACAAGCAGGGGGUGAACGUGAACAGUGACGACCAGUGUGUGUUCUUCAGCGUGAACACCAAGAACCUGAACUCCAAUCCCGGAUUCCUUCACAACUUGAAGAUCAAGGUUUUGGCAGAGGACGCCGCGGCAGAAGGCGUUUGCGGGGCGGACAAGGACCAGUUGCGAAACAGCUACGUGGACCCAAACGGGGGGCAAAUGCUCUUUACGAGCGCGGAGCACAGCGCGCUGUGCGCCCAGUGCACUGGUUCAGGCAGCGAGAUACCGAGGGGCUGCGCCACCGGAGGCGGAGGCGCUCCUGCGACCUUCAGCCCAGACUGCGAGUUCCUGGCCCCUCUCACUGGCCUCGACCAAGAGUGUACGGCGACUGAUGACGCACGCUUCGGCACUUUUCAGGACAACGGGCAGAACUGCGUGGCCUACGCAGUGCUGAAUAGGAAGAAAAGCUGCGACGACUUUUGCGAAGAGAGGGGCAGCGUUUGUGUCACUGCGAAAUCGGACAGGGGGCAGUGCGUUUUGUGGGGCAGUCGCGCAACCGGCCAUACUUUGCCGUGCUCGCGGGGGAGAAUGUACGACGCGAUCUGCGUUUGCAAAAAGCCGGACAUCCCCGUCCCUGGGGAGACAGCCCUCGAAGUCUGCCAGACCAACAACUUGGAUCUCGCGCGGGGGACCCCAGACUCGCCGGCCCGGUUAAGGGGCGAACUGGGGUACUUGGUGAAGGCCAUUUGGGCUGCAUCCAUCUCCAGGCAGUUCCUGGACUUGAAUCACCUGGGUUGGGCUGGGCGGCAUGUCGCCGCCUCUAGCGGCACGAGGACCGCGGAGUCCACCUGCCGUGCCGGGAACCCGGCGCUGGCCACGGCGGUGUUCCCCAUGCGCAGCUUGGAGACGGACGCGGUUGUGACGCCGGAGGAGGAUGGCCUGGACCGGAUGCUGCAGGAGCGGAGGGGAUCCUGA
Molecule: messenger RNA, 2055 nt
Organism: Effrenium voratum
Lineage: Eukaryota; Dinophyceae; Suessiales; Symbiodiniaceae
Source: the annotation of a GenBank genome assembly